AUGGCGUCGAUUAAUAGUGUCAGGACAUUUGACCAUGUGGCUUUCAAGGAGUGGAACACGCAAGAUGGUCUGUUGAUUCUGAACGAUGAAGGCUUUAUCUACCAGGCAUCUGGAGAAGAAGAUGACGAAGGCCUCAAGAUGAGCAAGUCCUGGUCGCAGGUGGAUUCUUCUCCCAUGCUGAAUCGAGGAUCAGUGUCAUCCGGCAAACACUUGCUAAAGAUAACCAUACAAGGCGAUGCCUUUGUGUUUCAGAUGCCCAGUAGGGAGUCUUCCGAGCGAGUCAAAGAAGAGAUUAAUGCUCGCAGAAGAGCGUUCAAGUAUGGAGGUGCCAGCGAAACCAUGGAAACCGAUGACGAUAGUGAAGGAACUACCAGAUAUGCCCCCGUGAGCUUUAGAGGGCACGAUGGAGGGUGUCUAAAGUUGACGGAUGAAGCUUCCCAGGAAAAAGCUCUUCUCCGCAUUGUCGACUCCAGGCGAUACACUUAUAUUUUCCAAAUGACGGAUAGGAAGGUCCUGCAACGAAUCAGAAAAGAUAUUAUAGAUAGACGACAAGCUGCACGUCAAACACCCAAGGAUGAAAACGACAAAUGGCCGGUAGACAGUCGACGACAAUACACUCAACUGAGGGCGACCAGUCCUGGAGCCAAUAAACGCCACGGGCCCAAUCGGAUCAAAUACGAUGCCGUGAAACCAGGCUUUGGCUCGUUUCCACGCACCGUGGGGCCUGCUGCCGAUUUGCGCGAGUUGGAGUACAUCUCGUGCCUCCACCAGAACGCGGAACUGCUGUUACGAUCGGAUGGGACCAUUUCUUCGGAAGAUAUCGCCCCAUAUCUGUCGUCGCGAUACGGAGUGAUUAUCACUGACGAGCAAGCAAUCGACAUUGCAUGCAACCUCUGUGGGGCAAAGACACGAAACGAGUUUUCUGCGGAAAUGGACGCCCACAAUGAUGCCCUCCGACACCCGGAACAGAAGCAGGAGGAAGAGAAGGAAACGCAAGACGAUGAUUCAGCAGAAUACGAGGAGGAGAAGUAUUAUUUUGACAUUGUGCAAUUGGCGUCGCUACUCGUAAUUCCAGAGUUGGUUCAAAUAGCAGAGCAGCACAAGAGGCAAGCCGGCUCGAACGUAUUUGAUACUAGUGAACCAGUAAGCUUCCGGUUUGACGAUGUGGAUGAACUGGCUCCAACCGCUCCUGCCGUAAUCCAACUCGCUCGAGACUCCUUGUUGGAGAUCUUUGAUGAAGAUCUGAAAAACGACCUCUGUCGAGGACGCCCGCUGGAUGCAGAGUUGCUUUCAGUAAUGCUCGAAUCUUUUGGCGAUGUCGACAGUGCGGAGAAUCCAUCGUUGAUAGAGGAAAUGUUGGAAUGCCUUGACCCGGAGAGUCGGUCCUUGUCUGCUGAGAAUCUGAUGGUGGCACUUACCAAUGAUGUACGCUCACACUCAAAGCAGGCACAAGGAGGCGAGACGAAACCCAAGAUGACAUCAGUUUUCUUUGAUUGCUUUGGCUGGAACUGGGAUGAUAGACAACAAAAGAAGGCUGCCCAGAAAGACGGAACCUUGAACUUGGAUGAAACCGCAACUUUCAUUGAUUAUGCAGCUGACACCUAUCGCUCGCUGGUUCAUAAUACUGCAGUUUGGUGUCUUUUCAUCUUGACGACAUUGAUCUACUUGAACUUCUUCCGAACUUUGGUUCAGUCCAACUGGAAAGAUCCAGUGUGUGGUCCAGAUAAGAAUUAUGGGUGCACGGUUGGAAACAAAAUUGUUGAAUGGAUAAUUAAUGCCAUAUUCUGUGGCUGCUAUGGCGUGUUCUUUAUUCUGCCUACAAGCAUCGGAAACGUUACAGGUCAGAAGGCCUUGCUUUUUCUUACGCUCUUGGUAACAGCAUCCUUCACAUUUGCUCCAUUCGCUACUUUGAUAUGGUACGAAAAGGGGAUUCCAUACAAUGUGACAUACGACUAUGAUUAUCGAGUCAUUUGUCCAUUCGACUUCAAUCAAACGGAAGCGAAACUCUGGAUGAAUGAUCCAACAACUGAUCCAACACAAAAUUACCUCGUUCUCGACUCUGCUUGCCAUUCAGCCGUAGAAUGGUGCGAGGAGCAUCCAGAGGUUCAGGGCAAAUACCUUGACGAAUAUCCAUCGACGCUAUCUUAUGACGAAUUCGAGAAGUGCUACACAUUCUUCACCGAAAAGGCAUACCCGGAAUACGGUUUGUGGGUCACGACGGGCAACGAAUGUGACCCAGAUGAUUUCUUCAACUCAACGUGUCCCGACUUUGGCGCCUGUGCUCGUCGUGAUAUGGCCGCCGACUCUCCAUACAUUUGCUGUCACAGUGGUACAAGUGCUUUCUACGAUAAGCCAGACUUUACGUUCGAUAGUGUCUGUGAUAUGCAACCACCUGGGUCGGCUUGCCAAGAUGGCCUCAUGUGCGAAAGCUACGUCUGCUCCGACACCGACAAAGUCUGCGUUUCUGCUCCACAGGAUCCAAACAACAAUACGAAGCAGCUUGGAGAGGCUUGCAACAGGUCCAAUCUUGUCUGUCAGUCAGGCUUUUGCUGGAACGGUACCUGUCAGCCGCAACCGACAAUUUGCCCUUUAGACGGCGUGGAAGUGCUGGGCGGCUUGCGUAUUGAUCCAUUCUGUCGGACGCUGGACGAUUGGUGCAAUAUCAACAACGUUGAGACUUUGCAAUUGGGCCUGGGUCAGUGGGGGCUGGUCGACUUCACAAAGGACAUAUGCAGGGGAGUCCUUGACGUAUUCAUCGGGUUCGAACUUGUGCGAGAGUUGAAUGAGUCAGAGGCUGAGCUAGGCUACACCUAUGAAACGCUGCACCUAAAUCCGGCUGAAGAGGUCCUCCUGGACGAUUGGACAUAUUUUAUUCUCAUCUCUAUCCCCAUUGUUGGUUUCUUUGCUCUCAUGGCAAUUCUUCGUGGUCUCCUAUUGAAAGACACAAACGCCCGUCCAAGAGAUUACAAGAUAAAGUGCGCCGCAUCAUCUAAGAUUGGCAACUUGAUCGAAAAUGCUUUGAAUAUGCGAUCAGUCUCAGCGGGCCGGGGACAAGUCAUGAGAAACUACUUUCUCCACGGAGAGGAAGUCGUGGAAGUUGGCGGUCUAUUCUAUACUCUUGGGCUCUUGCGGUCUGGGAAGUUGGUCUCCUCUGAAGGAAUAAGAUUCUCCGGCAGAAUUUUUGUGGGCCAAGUUGUGCAAAUCAUUGUUACAGUUAUUGGCAUUGCCUACGCUGUCGGCUGGGUGAAGUACGGAGCGCAAGUCGUAGAUGAUAUACGUCAAGAUUUAGAUCAAAACUACACUCCCGAGGAGGUAAAGAACAUCUCCAAUUAUGAAUGGGUGACCUAUACACAGGACGACCUCAGAACCUCGGAACAAGAAGAAACACUCUUGGACUUAUGGCCCGAGAGUUGGAUGGUCGAAGUUGCUGGGUAUCCCGCCGUCGCACUUGGAACCCUUGUAGCUUUGUUUUGUAUCAUUAUCUAUAUACCUUCCUAUACAAGCACAGUGAUCAAACUCCGCAGUGGCAUGAUUCCCAGCCUCCACGACCCCAACUUUAUGGCCUACAGGAUAGCAGGCGAUAACGUCGUCCAGAACAUAGGCAACAUGGUGUUCUCUUUGAUGGGGGCUUCAGUAUUCCUCGCGUUGCUCGUCUUCGGGUUGAUUUUUGUAUUCGCGUGGCCCCAAACCCGAGGAAGGGCGUUGGGCUUCCUAGCCAUCGCGAUUGGUAUUAUUUGCACGAUUAUUAUCAAAGUGGUUGGACAGAAGCUUCUGAGAGCACGAAACUUCAGCACAUUCUACCGAAAGCGUCCUCUGGCAGCCAACGCGGCCAAUCUUUUUUUCGAAUGUUGGUACAUCGGCACUGGAUUGCUGGUGGUGGUAUCACGACUCGUAAUUUUUCUCGUGACCGCAGCACUCUACUUGGGUAGGAUCGACACAGCAUUUUUUCAUCCUGACGUCAAAGUCGUUGGGAAGAACCUCGACAAGAUUCCAGAGGGCUUCCGGCGAGAUUUGCUGGUCCAUGAAGCCCACUUACACCCUUACAUUGAGCGAUUGGGGAGCAUGUACUUGCACCGUAUUCGCGACGGUGACAAGUUCGGAAGCAAAGCCGGUACUGCUUGGAGAUGUCUGUUUAUCAGUGCCUUGAUCCCUUGGAUUGUGCGCCACCGAGUCAACACGAACGAUGUGAUGUCCGGUCUGAGCGAGAAACUAUAA
Molecule: messenger RNA, 4215 nt
Organism: Seminavis robusta
Lineage: Eukaryota; Bacillariophyta; Bacillariophyceae; Naviculales; Naviculaceae
Source: the annotation of a GenBank genome assembly